ACAGAAUCACAUGACAAGUUGACAUCAAACCACCCUCUUUUUAUUACCGAUUUCUUUCUCUCAACUUUCCACAAUUUCUUUUUAAAGAUAAAUAAAUUAUACUCAAAUCACAGUUGAUUAGCAAAAGAACUCAAUCAAAUCAAAUCAAUGGCGGAGAAAGCAAAAAUUAUUGAUGGAUUGAAAUUCGAGCAAAGACAUGGAAAACAAAGGGUAAGAGUUGGAAGAGUUUGGAAGGAUUCAACCGGGUUUUGUCAUUUUGUUGAAUGGAGUGUUGGUAUCAGCCUUCUUUCUGAUUGCAAUCGCUCUUACACCCAUGAUGAUAAUUCUGAUAUUGUUGCUACUGAUACUAUGAAGAACACUGUUUACGCAAAAGCAAAGGAGAGCAAAGAGCAAAUUACUGCGGAAGAUUUCGCUAUUCUUCUUGCUAAGCACUUCACAUCAUAUUAUAAGCAGGUUACCACCGCCAUAGUAAAGAUAGUAGAGAAGCCAUGGAAGCGUGUGAAUAUAGACGGUCGACCACAUAAGCAUGGUUUCGAACUUGGAUCUGAAAAACAUGUUGCUGAAGCUGUCUUGAGUAAAUCUGGUGCCUUAAAUUUAUCGUCAAGCAUUGAAGGAUUAUCACUCUUGAAGACCACAAAGUCUGGUUUCGAAGGAUAUGUUAGGGACCAGUACACACUUUUGCCCGAAACACGAGAGAGGAUGCUUGCCACAGAACUCGCGGCUACAUGGAGGUAUUCAUUCGAAAAUGUUCAUAACGUUCCAUCAAAACCACUAUACUUCGCUGAAAGAUACUCUGAUGUGAGGAAAGUGUUAGUUGAUACUUUCUUUGGUCCUCCUGAUGAAGGUGUUUAUAGUCCAUCAGUUCAGAGCACCCUUUAUCAAAUGGCAAAGGCUGUUCUCAACAGAUUUCAUGUUAUAUCAUCUGUCAGUCUGAGAAUGCCUAAUCUGCAUUUCAUUCCAGUUAAUCUAUCAAGCAUACAGAAUCCAAAUCUAGUCAAGUUUGCCGACGAUGUAUACCUUCCUACUGAUGAACCCCAUGGAUCAAUUGAAGCAAGCUUGAGUCGCCUUCAUUCAAGGAUGUAAAUAUCUGUGUAAAUGUAUAUUGGGAUGGUUGUUUCUACUUUUCUUACUCCUUGGGAUCCAAGCAAUAAGGCAGGAACACUUUGCUUCUUUUUCAGUAUUUUCCCCUAAAUUCUUUCGGGAUGUUAGAACUCAAAAGUGUUAUGGAGCUGCUUAAAGUUAAAUAGCUAAGGUUACUAAGUUAACAAAUAUUGGAGGUGAAAGGUUGUUCAUCAUGGGAUUUGGUUUUGGAGAGAGAUUUUUAGGUGUCUACGCUACCCAAUCUGAGUAAGGGUGGUUUCUGUUUAGUUGGGGGUUAGGGUUUCGGGUGUGGGUGGUUUCUGAUUAGAUGGUGGCAAUUGAGGAAGGUUUCUGUUUAGGUUGAGGCGGGCGAGUGGGGAGAGAGAAGGAUGGCAAGGAAGGUGUGUGGCUUGUGGCGUGUGGCUCAGGGGAGGAAAGGUGGUGGAGGUGGCUGGGGCUAAUUUGGUAAUUUUUUAUGACUGAAAAUAAAUUUUUGUUAAUUAAUUUUAAAAUAGUUAAUUAC
Messenger RNA from Chenopodium quinoa (quinoa), 1603 nucleotides. RefSeq names its product uricase-2 isozyme 2-like. Lineage: Eukaryota; Viridiplantae; Streptophyta; Magnoliopsida; Caryophyllales; Amaranthaceae. The transcript has 8 exons. The coding region runs from base 148 to 1083 and encodes 311 amino acids. The record is from RefSeq and is a predicted model, not a curated record. Gene Ontology annotation, cellular component: peroxisome. Gene Ontology annotation, biological process: purine nucleobase catabolic process; urate catabolic process. Gene Ontology annotation, molecular function: urate oxidase activity.